Penicillium robsamsonii is the source of this 1929-nucleotide messenger RNA. Its product is annotated as fungal specific transcription factor domain-containing protein. The transcript has 2 exons. Gene Ontology annotation, biological process: DNA-templated transcription; positive regulation of transcription by RNA polymerase II. The coding region runs from base 1 to 1929 and encodes 642 amino acids. The record is from RefSeq and is a predicted model, not a curated record. NCBI's taxonomy places the organism in Eukaryota, Fungi, Ascomycota, Eurotiomycetes, Eurotiales, Aspergillaceae. Gene Ontology annotation, molecular function: sequence-specific DNA binding; zinc ion binding; DNA-binding transcription factor activity, RNA polymerase II-specific.
AUGUCGCCGGAGAAAGCAGAAGUAACAUUUUUGGAGGUUCCUCGUAACUACGUGUCAGAGUUAGAGACAGAGAUUGAAAAGUUAAUCCGCGAGAAUCGAGAGCUGAGAGCCAAAGCCCAAUCGACUUCAGUCAAUGGGGAAAGAACCACUCCUCAUGAACACUGCUCCCCGGAUCGUGUUGGUCCAAGCAGCCAUUCAACAGGAAGUCCGGCCAAGUCUGAUACAAGCUCGAACCACGUUCAAGACUUGGUAAGGGGUGUCAGGGAUAUUGUUGACGAGCCGUCAAGACAGCCACGAUUCUUGGGACAGAGCGGCGGCAUCACCCUCGCCAGAUUGGUUGUGUCAGCGAUCCGUGUGGACGCUCUGCCUUCAUCCCUAUUUGCUGAGCCACGCUCGUAUAAACCAUUUCCGUCCUCAAUGGCAGCAGAGGCUUCUCUUCCACCACGCCAUGCCGCAGAUCAUCUGGUAGAUGUCUACUUCCAGUACCACACGCCCCACCUACCCGUUGUGGAGCGCUCGAGGGUCGAAGAGGCCCUGGAGAGCGCAUACCAGGCCAUGAGUGGCCAGCAGCCCCCAGAUCGCGCUGUAGAAAGAGAUAUUUUCCUUAGUUUUAUGGUUCUCGCCAUCGCCCUCUGCGAUGUUUCAAACCUAGCUGGAGGUCGACCAAGUCAGAGCGAGGGAUGCUUCAGGUCAGCCAUGAGCUGGUAUGAAAAGGCCGUCGCGAGCUCGACAAGUGAUAUUGAGACCCUUCGAACUAUCCUCCUUUUGGCCCAAUUCAUUGCAUUGUGCCCUUCUCGGGGAAGUCUAUGGCAAUUGACUGGUAUCGCCUUACGCUUAUGCAUUGACAUUGGCUUGCAUUGGGAAACUGAGGAUCAUAUCGCGAAUAUUGACCCGUCAAUAUUGUAUGACCGCAGACGUCUGUGGUACUCUACGUACCAGUUCGACCGUAUCUUGUGCAUCACUCUCGGUCGCCCUCUUGGUAUCAUUGAUGAAAGUAUACGUGUCCCACUUCCCAAUCCAUGGGCCGUCUACCGAGGAACCUCUACCAGUAAAUCCAUCGAAAUGGACAUCCACAGCCAACAAGCUCAUAACCACAUGUUUGCUUUGUCAAGACUCGAGUCUGAGAUAAAACAUGUGCAGCAUAGCCAAACUUGGGCUUCGAAACCGGGCUACCCCAGAGCCAACUAUGCGGUCUGGCUUCAGGAUAUCCAACCUCGCCUUGAAGAAUGGUACGCUACUAUUCCACAGACCAACAGGGCUCACCCAUCCUCCAUAUUCGCGUACCAAGCGUAUUGGGAUUAUAUCUACAACAAUGCAAUUCUGUUGCUGCAUCGGCCCAACUCAAUAGGCUUGCCAACGUCUUCAGAAGCAAGGGUCCUCUCUUUUCACGCCGCUUGUCGACUUAUUGAAAGUAUCAAAACCUUACAGCGAGAGGGGAAGGUUCAUAUACUCUGGAAAUCUAGCCAUGACCUGUUCAUGGCCGGUCUUGGAAUUAUACAUAGCCUUUGGGAGUCCAAAGUAGUUCGAGAGCAGAGUUCUGUCGGGAGAUGCAUUUCUAUAUUACAAUCCUGCACCUCAACGCUCUCUGCACUGGCCGAGAGUUUUACAGGAGUUGCAGGCUGUCGUGACGCGUUUGAUACUCUUUCAUCAGUGACAGUUGACUGGCUAGUUGGUGAUAACGUGGUCGGAGAACAAGAUGAUCGUCAGAGGUUUGAAAAACAAGCAGAGAACCUCCUGCAGCAAUUGCAGCCGGCUCGUGGAGCAAAUGAACAUACCGAGAUUGACAUCUCAGGCUUUUUGUCUACUGGUAACUUUCUAUUUAGCGAGAUGCUCAGCAGUGCUGCCCAAUGGCCUGAUCAAGAAGACAGGAGAAUUACUGACAUGGGCUCUGACCCAAUGUUCCGAGGGGAGUCUCAGAUGUUCUACUGA